AUGGAUGCACGACAUGCCGAUGAAGAUGAGUUGAUCCGAAUUCCCGAUCAAAUGUCAAAGAAAAAAGGCCAGACAAAAAAAAGAAAACUUUCGCCCGAGACGGAGUUAUUUCAAGAUAGUGAGAAUCAAUUGAGUUUAGAUGAGCCCAAUUCUCCAUUUUUAUCAAAAGUUCGAACGGCAUUGAAACUCAAUAAAGAGUUAAAUGAUGUUUUUCAAGAAUUAAAACAACUUGCUUUGAAUCCGAACCGAAGUCAAAGCUUUCAAGACUCACGAUCUUUCACUUCAAGUUUCAUUAAAAGAUCGAUUUCGCCAAGUUCUUCACGCUUAAACUUCUUGAAUCAAACAGAAGCAAGCUCUUUGGGUAUAUCUACUUUUCCGAAUGAAAAAGAAGCAACUCCGAGCUUCGUGGAUGAAACAGGGGCAAGUACUUCAGGAAUAUCUACUGUUUCGAAGGAAAACGAAGCAGCUCCUGCAUUUGAUUCGAUGUUGGAUGAAAAUGAUUAUAGUGAUGGAGAAAAAAACAAUAUUAGAGAGGCUAUGGAAACUGAUGACACCAAAAUAACACUAAAAACAUCAAUUAUUUUCUGUUCACGAAAGAGAGUGCCGGUGAAAAGGCCGUUGAAUUGUUCCCGGAGAGUGAUGUUUAUAUCGAUAAAGAUAUUUUAAAAGAUAUCAAACACACUAAAGCCUCAUUGCACACUGUAUUAGAGCGUACACUAAUGUGUAAUAUAUUUACAGAAGAAGCGCUUUUAAAAUUCCACUUGCCCUCUUCGAGGAGCAAAGAUAGUCUCCCGAAGUUUGCUGUCGAAGCCAUUUUGGGUAAGAUGACACUAUAAUUACUUUUAUAAUGAACAGUAUUAUUAAAAGUAUAAAAAUAUAAUGGUUAAAAAAUUUGUUUGUUUUCAGAGUACGCUCGAAAAACAGCAAAAAAUCGUAAAUGGGCGGUUAGUGAACCUCGCGCGGUAAAAGAGAGUCUUCGAUGCAAAAAUAAUACUUUAACUUAUCAGCAGCGAUUUUUGAAAUUUAUUUCUACUAAAAGGUUGACUUAAAUGGACUUGGAAACUUAGUUACGUGGUGUUAUAUUUUUUUAGACUUAAGGUUAACUUGGAUCUACCAACAAAUUUUUUAACUUCCUGUAGUAUUUUUUGAGAUAAAUUUUUAGGAAAAAUUUAACUGGAAUCUACAAGGAAGUUUUUUAACCUUCUGGUAUAUUAUUUAAGGUGAACUUCCACGAAGAAGUUGACCUGAAUUUACUUGGAUACUUGGUAAACAUAAUUUAUGACUUCCCAAUGCUUCAUUUUUGCCAAAUAGUAAUCCACAAAUAAACAGGAAGUAAUUUUGCAUUUUCAUCACAAAAUUACGGGUAAAGAACAAUUUUCGGAAA
Molecule: messenger RNA, 1384 nt
Organism: Leptopilina boulardi
Lineage: Eukaryota; Metazoa; Arthropoda; Insecta; Hymenoptera; Figitidae
Exons: 5
Coding region: 1-666 (221 amino acids)
Source: RefSeq, a predicted model, not a curated record